AUUCCAAGCAGGCGUUUCCUUCUGAACCACCGAACCACGAUUGAACCAUUCGGCUCGAAAUUUCAUCGGCUCUCUUCGUUCUCAGAAAAGCCGAAGGGUCCUUCCGCCGUCCCACCUCCUUCCGGGCUCGACCUCCUUCCCACAGCCCUACGCCUAACCCUAGUCCCCGCCGCCGGCCAUGUGGCGGUGCCGGCCGGUCCUCGCGCGGGCCUUCUCGCCCUUCUCCGCCGCCGCCCUCGGCCCCUCUCGCUCCUACGGCCUGAUCCCGAUGGUGAUCGAGCAUACUUCCCGCGGCGAGCGCGCGUACGACAUCUUCUCCCGCCUGCUCAAGGAGCGCAUUGUGUGCAUCCACGGCCCCAUCUCCGACGACACUGCCUCCGUGGUCGUCGCGCAGCUCCUCUUCCUCGAGUCCGAGAACCCCUCGAAGCCCGUCCACCUCUACAUCAAUUCACCCGGCGGCGUCGUCACCGCCGGCCUCGCCAUCUAUGACACCAUCCAGUACAUCCGCUCUCCCGUCACCACCCUCUGCAUUGGCCAGGCCGCAUCCAUGGGCUCCCUCCUCCUCGCCGCCGGCGCCCCUGGCGAGCGCCGCGCCCUUCCAAACGCCCGCGUCAUGAUCCACCAACCCUCCGGUGGCGCCUCCGGCCAGGCCACCGACAUCGCCAUCCAUGCCAAGGAGAUCCUCAAGGUCCGCGAGCGCCUCAACGCCAUCUACUCUAAGCACACCGGCCAGCCCAUCCAGCGCAUUGAGCAGUGCAUGGAGCGCGACAUGUUCAUGUCCCCUGAGGAGGCCAAGGAGUUCGGCCUUGUUGACGAGGUCAUCGAGCACCGCCCUAUCUCUUUGGUUACCGAUGCAGUUGGCAGUGACACCGGAAGCGGUGACAACAGUGGCGGUGGAGGCAGCAGCGGGAGUAAAGGAAAGGAUGAGGGUUCAGGAUGAUUCAGCGGAAAUUAUCCAUUUUGAUGAUGACUUUGCAUACAUUGGGCGAAGCAGGUAUGUGAAAGGAUAAUUUAUGCCGGACGAUUUUGAUUGGACUGCAUUGGCUGCUGCUGCUUCCAAAAUGUGAAUUUUUUUACUACAGGAGACAAUAAUAAUAACUGUUUAAUAUUUUAUUGAGUGGCCUUUUUAUGAAUCUUUAUUUGACAAUUUGCUCCUUUUAAAAUGAAGAUACAUUUCUUGGAAAAAUGGAUGCUGGCUUUCUAUGUGA
Messenger RNA from Elaeis guineensis (African oil palm), 1208 nucleotides. RefSeq lists its product as uncharacterized. NCBI's taxonomy places the organism in Eukaryota, Viridiplantae, Streptophyta, Magnoliopsida, Arecales, Arecaceae. Gene Ontology annotation, biological process: protein quality control for misfolded or incompletely synthesized proteins. Gene Ontology annotation, molecular function: serine-type endopeptidase activity; ATP-dependent peptidase activity; ATPase binding. Gene Ontology annotation, cellular component: endopeptidase Clp complex. The record is from RefSeq and is a predicted model, not a curated record.